Cryptotermes secundus is the source of this 1873-nucleotide messenger RNA. Its product is annotated as tenascin-R-like. The coding region runs from base 389 to 1816 and encodes 475 amino acids. The record is from RefSeq and is a predicted model, not a curated record. Gene Ontology annotation, biological process: motor neuron axon guidance. Lineage: Eukaryota; Metazoa; Arthropoda; Insecta; Blattodea; Kalotermitidae. The transcript is spliced from 10 exons.
UUUUAAUUAACGCAUGCACUGCCAUCUUGUCACCUGACUAAAGAAUUUACCACUUGCCAUUGCCAGUCCUGUCUAGUGCAGACUCUUAACACUAUAGGUGUCAGUUUCUCCUAUAGAUGCCACUGAAAUGCAAAGUCAAUUGUUUUUCACUUUUUCAUGCAAAAAUGGCUGGUGCAGCAGAUAAUAUUCUAGGAUCAUGGCAGUUAAUGUGCUAAUAUUGAUCAUAAAAAGACACAAUUCUAUACAGUAGUGAUGUCCAUCUUUCACAUAGACCACUAGAGAUGGCAAAAAUAUGUGCAAAUUUUAAAUACAAUGGCAUCUCAAGAUGUUAUGGAUGAAAAUUGCCGUUAAUAUCCAUUGCAUUCUGAAGUGCUACUGGUAGAUUUGGAUGAUGUUAAAUGAAGUUCAUAAAUCAGUGUUCACACUUGAGCAGAGGGAUGCUGAAACCAUGGGUCUCUCAGGUGAGAAGAUCAACAUGAACACAUACCUGGACAUGCUGCACCUCUACACAGAACCACAAAUUGAGCGUUUACAGCUACACAUCAAUUUGCUCCACCUGCUUCGGACGCCUCGUACGUUUACCUGCUCGCUUCAACAGAUGUACCGAAGGAUUCUCCUUUGGACUACAAGUCCAAUUCAUCAUGCAGCAGUCCAUCUAAAGGGGAUAUUCAGGAAAACUCUGAAACGUAAUACUUUCGUUUCUGUCCUAGGACCAACACUAAUAGAUAAUAAAUUGCUGUGUAAUUCUCCUGUAAACUUGGUCGUCGACAUACGACUGACUUCUGUUCUGACUGACAGAUCAUGUUCCUUGCCAUUCGGGACACCUGUUCCAGGCCUGCCUAUCCAUAAUAACUUGCGCCGCCCCAACUCGAGCCAUUUUCCACAAUCAUGGUUCCAGUUUUGGAGAGGCCUCACUUCAGAAUGUACUUGGAAGUGUACUGCAAUUAUAUGCAUUAUUUUAUCAGUUGUACUUGCAGGAGUGCUGACAUAUGUGUCAGUGGUUAACCUAUUAAGCUGGCCAUAUCAGAGUGCCAACUCUAGCACAGUUCAUGUUGGAGAAAGAACAGAAGUUUCCCCCAAGAUUUCUGCUGUAAGGGAUCAUUUGUCCAGUCGACCUCAACCUUCUUCUGGAGCAGUUAACAUAUUAAACAGGCCAUAUCAGAGCGCCAAAUCUAGCACAGUUCUUGUUGGAGAAAACGCAGAAGUUGUCACAGUGACAUCUGCUGAAACGAAUAGUUCGUCCAGUCGUCCUCGACCUUCUUCAGGAGAGCUCUGUGACCUGGACUGUGGAUCACAUGGUCACUGUGUUGGUGACUCAUGUAUGUGCAAUUCUGGAUGGUCUGGAGAUUACUGCACCCUGAAACAGUGUGAUCCAAGGUGUAAUGAACAUGGACAAUGUAAAAAUGGCACGUGCUGGUGCAUGAUGGGAUGGAAUGGACGUCAUUGUACUAUGGAAGGCUGUCCAAACAGCUGCAGUAGACAUGGUCAGUGUCGAGUCAACAGCGAUGGUGCAUGGGAAUGUUACUGUUAUGAAGGUUGGGAUGGACAAGACUGUAGUGUUGCUCUGGAACAGAGCUGUAGUGAUGGAAGGGACAAUGAUGAUGAUGGUCUAACUGACUGUGAAGAUCCUGAGUGUUGCUCCAAUCUUCUGUGUCGCAGUAGUCAACUCUGUGUAUCAGCUCCCAAACCUAUUGACAUUCUGCUCAGGAAACAGCCACCUGCAAUUACAGCAUCUUUCUUUGAGCGAAUGAAUUUCCUUAUUGAGGAAGAAAGCCUCCAGUAUUAUGCUCACCAGGAGGCAUUCAACAAAAGGUAAGUUUAAUAAUGUCAUGACAUGACAUUCUUGUAGUAGACACUAACAUGUGAAACACAU